AUGAGCAACAAGCUGGUAGGGUUUGUCAUGCUCGACGGUAAGACACCUGAGGAAGGAGUGCCGGUGGUGACUGGCGCCAAGCCCAUCGGCCGGGUCACCAGUGCCCGUUUCAGCCCGACCAUGGGCAAGGGAUUCGGGUUGGCUUGGGUGCCGGUUGAGUUGGCCCAGGAUGGCGCGGAGAUUCACAUCAUCAUGCCGUGCAACUCCCAUGCCGGCGUUCAUAGUGCCCAUGCAGCCUUUCUACGACCCCGAUGGCGCACGGGUUGA
Geodia barretti is the source of this 267-nucleotide messenger RNA. NCBI's taxonomy places the organism in Eukaryota, Metazoa, Porifera, Demospongiae, Tetractinellida, Geodiidae. The record is from the annotation of a GenBank genome assembly.